CAGACAGACAGCUCGCUCUCACACAACAGGACAAGGAGACCGAACACUCCGUUGCAACAACUUUUAUUCCCCCCUACAAGCUUUACGCCAAACCAGCGAUCACAAUGGGGAAAGGCUGCAUGAAGGCAACCAAGUACUUCCUGUUCCUGUUCAAUGUCCUCUUCUUCCUGUUUGGCGCCCUCAUCAUGGGGUUCGGACUGUGGGUCCUUCUGGACAAUGAGAGCUUCAUGGUCAUCCUGCAAGAGUCCUCCACAGUGCUGAAGAUAGCUUCCUACAUCCUGAUAGGUGUCGGUGGUCUCUCCAUGUUGAUGGGCUUCCUGGGUUGCCUGGGGGCUAUCUACGAGAUCCGCUGUCUGCUGGGCCUGUACUUCACCUGCCUGCUGCUGAUUCUGAUUGGUCAGGUGGCAGCCGGUGUACUCAUCUACUUCCAGAAGGACCUGCUAAAUAAGGAGAUGUCCAACAUCGUGACCCAGAUCCUGAGCAACUACCCUGGCAAGAACAGCACCACCGAGCAGGCCUGGGAUUAUAUACAGAGGACGAUGGAGUGUUGUGGAUGGAGUGGUCGUAUGGACUGGCAUGGUAAUGCUGUCCUAGUGAACAGUUCCCAGCUGUUGUUCCCGUGUUCCUGUCAGAACGUGUCUCUGGUUGAGGGUAACUCCUCCGACAGUGGUUUCUGUGAGGCACAGUCACUUGAUUGGCCCGUCUACGACAGGGGCUGUAACUCCAGUGUAGAGAGCUGGCUGUUUGCCAACGUUGGAGUGAUCCUGGGGGUCUGCCUGGGAGUGGCUGUCAUCGAGCUCCUGGGUAUGAUCCUAUCCAUAGGGCUGUGUAAGAGUGUACACACUGAGGAUUACACCAAAGUGCCAAAGUACUGAAGAUGAUGACGGGGGGACGCUAUGACACACACACACACACGUUGUCUCUCCCUCCCUUUAUUUGGAGAAACGCGUUCGGUGCAGAUGUUUAUUUGAUUUCAUUUUUUGUUUUUUGGGGGGGUUUUCUGGGGGGGGGGGCACUUUUCUCCCAGUCCAGUUUCCAUCGGAGCACUUUAGAGACUGUAGUUGUGGAUUAGAGAGGAAGACUAGAGCAGACCGGGCCACAGAGACAACAGGAAAGAGAGCUGUGGGGAAAGUGAGGACAGGAAGCGUGAAGAGAGGACAGAGAAGACGAGGAUGUAGAAAGAGAUGGAGGGUCGUCUCCUUCCCUCGGCAGAUGGAGUCUACCACAUCCUUGACUUCUGGGGAAAGAUCCAUUUUAUCAUCAGGAAUCAAUCAUGAUCGGCUUUGUUUGUCAGCUCUCAUAGGGUCCAAUCCUAACUUCAGAUAUGCAUGGGUAACUUUCAUGAAUUGAAAAUGUAAAAAUUUGAGAUUUUCAAUUGGAGAAUUUAAAUUAGGAGAUUUGUGAAAAAUGUGAGUUGCGUUCACAGAUCUCAAGUUCGGUUAACGGUUGUUACUGAGUUGACCUGACUAGAAGAUGAAGAGUUCGGGUUAUUGGACUCCUGGAAAAUAAACAAUGUUUGUUUUUAUUUUCUGUUCUUCAGUGUUUUGAGGAGUUAUGCAUUUUUGUUUGUUAUAGUACCUUGUAUAUAAUUUAGUUUGGUAUUUCGUGAGCCUCUGAAUCUGCAUUUUUUUUGUGAAGAUGUUUCUUCUUUUCAUUGCAUGUUUUCUUUUUCAUGUAUUUCAUUUUUUUGUGCAGUUUUGAUAUUUUUCUUGAUAAUUUUGUUUAAAGUAAUAGGAAUAAUGAGAUACUAAAGAGGACCAAGAUUCUGCUACUUUAAAGUAGGGGGGGGGCUUGGCCCAUAGGGUGGGGCUUCCCCAACUGGUGGACCACAGGGGAUAUUAUUUGCUGCCCUACGUUUUCUGAGCUAGAUAUAUAUAUGUAAAUCUGUUCUAUAGUAUUCCCACACGUAACAGAGGGAUAUAUAUGUGACUGUAUACAAAUCUAAGCAAGCCUUGAAAUGAUUAAGUUUAAGUUAAAUAUUAUAUCUAUUUGGUCUUCUUGAGGUCAAUAUUCAGUCUACAAAUGAUUUGUGUUCCGGCUCCUUGACCAUCCGCUCAAGAAACAAAUCAUCCCUCUGCUGAAUCUAGUGAAUGAUUGCUUUUAAAGGGGCUCUUAAUUAUCCCCCUCCCAUAGUGGCAAAGAAAGUCUCAGUUUACAAUUGUCUUUUGAUGACAAACAGAAUACUUUGUUAUGAAUGUUAUGUUGAUUGUGGUUGUGAGUUUCUCUGAAGCUUUUCAUCUUUAUUUCAUCUUUAUUUUUUGACGACGGCUUUCACGUAAAUAUUACAUUUUCCUUCAGAAGACAAACAUACGUGUUUCGUUAAGAAAUGAACCAUUUUGUUUUAAACCCUGAUCAACAACAAAAAAAAUGUUAGGUGACUUUUUACUGUGUGUGAAGAGCAAAUUUAAAUAACAGAAGCUGGGUUCUGUUUUUUUGUUUUGUUUUUUUUAAGAGGGAAAAAACGUCCGUUUUUGUUCUUGAGAAAAGACCCAUUUUGGACCAGAAAUCUUUAUGUACAGUAAAUCAUUCCGAAUUAAAUUCAUGUAUAUUUUUUAACAUUGAAUUACGGUUUUGGUUUUAUAUUUAGGCUUUUCUUUUGUUUUGUUGUCUGAUUUGAUAACCUUUGACCUUGGAGUCAUUUUUUUUCCCGGUAGGACUAUUAAUUUACAACUUGAUGAACUUCUGUCUACUAGCUUGAUCAGUCGACAUAUACUCACCCCAUUGACUCUGUUUUGAUUUGCUCAAUAAACAUUGAAUAAGACUGA
Messenger RNA from Oncorhynchus masou masou (cherry salmon), 2765 nucleotides. Its product is annotated as CD82 antigen-like. Lineage: Eukaryota; Metazoa; Chordata; Actinopteri; Salmoniformes; Salmonidae. Gene Ontology annotation, cellular component: plasma membrane. Bases 105 to 875 code for a protein of 256 amino acids. The transcript is spliced from 9 exons. The record is from RefSeq and is a predicted model, not a curated record.